AUGACCACCGAUCCUGUUGUUUCGGGCCUCCAACCCUUUUCCCAUCUCAAAUCGGGCCCGACUACUUCCAGCUCCAAGUCAACAGCCGUUCCAUCUUCCACGACCACCACUGCUCCUUCGCAGUCUUCCCACCGGGCGCAGCAGGUGAAGAAUGUGUACCGCGAUGAACAACCCAAUGGCACAAGCGACAAAGCCAGCACUGCACUGAUUCGACGCGUGCUUUGUCCUCAUCUGGGAAGCUAUGGCGGUGCCACUUCCCCGUAUGCUCCAGAGGAGCUAUUACCACCGCUUACGAGCUCGAAUGACGUUGACCGUCAACUUUACGCUUUAAUUGCCAUAAUAAUAAAGGAGUUUAUUUCGUCCUGGUAUUCGAAGAUUACAUCCGAUCAAGCUCUUAUCAAUGAGGUGAUCCAGCUGAUCGCGCACUGCACCCGAGCCCUUGAGCAAAGGCUGCGGGAGAUCGAUAUUGCACAGCUAGUUCUGGACGAUAUCGCUGGAUUGGUGGAGGGACAUAUCAUUUCUUAUCGACUGGCCAAAGAGCAGUCCGAGCUAUCUGGACUAUCGCCAUACCCGCGCGAGAUAUACCAUGCUUUGAAUCCGCAUCCAGGCCUCUCACCUGUUCCGAACCCCUCUGAUACGAAAUCUGUUUCUCAGCAGCGAGAUAACGAAGCUACAUACCGACGAUUAUUAGUGAACGGCGUUUUGGCUAUUCUUCUUCCGACUGAGGACCUUGAGAAUGCAUGCUUGCGGACCUUGACGAGCGACAUCCUGGCUGACCUUAUCCUCGGAAACGAAGUGAGUGGGAAGGUUUGCGAAGGUAGGUUCCUAUGGGAGAGUACAGCUAAGCUGCUGGAAGUGAUCUCAAGAAACAAGGGUGGCGACAAGGUUGAUGGGAUAGGAUCAAAGCUAUCUCGUCCAAACCAACUACAACAAUUUGGCCUGCUGUCAAGCAAAGAUGGCGAGAAUGAUCACACGUCCUUGACUUCCCAACCGCAGACUCCAAGCUGGAUAUGGCGCAUUAUUCAGUAUGCCUUUUUCGCAUAUGUGACACUACGCUUUAUUUUGUCGGGCCUAUUUCGCAAAGCGUCCACAGCCCCGGCGAUGUUUGUUUCGCGCCCAACUCGUUCGCGUAGACUUGUGGACGAGUUAGGCACGAAACACGGCGACAUAGGAAAGCGCCCGGUGCUUGGUUAUCGACUCUAUGGCAUGCUGUCGCAGUUACUGGAUAUCCACCAGCGAAUGCCAUGGCUAGGAGGACUGUUAGCCCUCCUCCAGUAUUUAAUCCUGGCGGGUCCAGGAAGAGUAGGAGAUACCAGCAGUACUCUUGAUAGGUUCCUCCACGAGAACAUCCAGGAGUAUGUGCUCACCCCCACCUUGUUACCCAAUCUUCUACUCGCAUCGCGAGAGGCGCUUUUCCCGCAUAAUACUCGUCCGAAACCUGGAGGGAGUGUCAAUCGCACCGAAGAGCCGACAUCGACUGCGUCAACCCCGGUAGGGGGGCAGCCAUCCACUAUCAAUAAUAAUAAUACGCAGGCGACUCCCGCAUCCGGCGGCAAUGCAAUAACACAGACUCAUAUAGCGGCGACUGCGGGAUCGUCUUCCUUGUCGCCGGAUCAGCAGCGGCGCGCCUCAAACGCCGCCGAAGUCGCCUCGAUAAGGCGCAAGUGUGCACUCGGGAUUCUAUCCCUGAUACCGCGCCCAAUCGCACGCCGUGUGCUCGGAGUUGCGUCGGAGACUGGUAUUAAGAGAAAUUUGAUGCCUCCUCGAUUUCCGGCUCAAGCUCUGAGCCAAUGUCAAGAUUCCGAGCCUGAAGCUGGAGACCCAGGCCAUGCCUUUAUGCCCCCUGACGGGGCCACCGACAGUGACGGUGACGCGGAAGAGGAGCUCCUCGCCUCGACUAUUGAGACCGAAAUCCUGGAUUUGUUCGCAGAUGAGUACUGCAACAAGCAUCUAAUUUACUCGAUCAUUGAGACUGUACUCGCGAGGCUCUUGCCUGAGUUGUCGGAUCGUAGUAUUGCUGAGCUGAUGGAGGACAGGGGAGUUUUCGUACCCCCUGGUUGA
Molecule: messenger RNA, 2061 nt
Organism: Aspergillus puulaauensis
Lineage: Eukaryota; Fungi; Ascomycota; Eurotiomycetes; Eurotiales; Aspergillaceae
Product: PXA domain-containing protein
Exons: 3
Coding region: 1-2061 (686 amino acids)
Biological process (GO): protein targeting to lysosome; early endosome to late endosome transport; endosome to lysosome transport
Cellular component (GO): early endosome; extrinsic component of endosome membrane; late endosome
Molecular function (GO): phosphatidylinositol binding
Source: RefSeq, a predicted model, not a curated record